Didymosphaeria variabile is the source of this 1278-nucleotide messenger RNA. It is a transcript of the gene IPK1, whose product is annotated as Inositol-pentakisphosphate 2-kinase. Bases 1 to 1278 code for a protein of 425 amino acids. Gene Ontology annotation, biological process: inositol phosphate biosynthetic process. NCBI's taxonomy places the organism in Eukaryota, Fungi, Ascomycota, Dothideomycetes, Pleosporales, Didymosphaeriaceae. The transcript is spliced from 2 exons. Gene Ontology annotation, cellular component: nucleus. The record is from RefSeq and is a predicted model, not a curated record. Gene Ontology annotation, molecular function: ATP binding; inositol-1,3,4,5,6-pentakisphosphate 2-kinase activity.
AUGGCGUCCGAGGAUCCCCUGCCAGGCCUGACCGCAGUCGAAAACCCAGACGCAGAGAGCCAGGAAACGCAGGAGUCCGAAUCAGCUUCUCCACCAUCUCACGAGCCCAAAAUUCGCUGUCGUCCAGCCCUCUAUGGAAGUAACGAUGAGUCGCUCAACACCUUUUGUUUUGCAUUUCUCGCAGAAGGUGCCGCGAACGCAGUCUUUCAGGUGAUCCCGAAUCCGGGCGAGGGCAAGGAAAGCUUCGUCUUCGAGGAUGAGAAGGGCAAGAUAUUGGGAAAGGAAAGCCUUGGUCGGAAGGUCUUACGCCUCAGCAAAGGGAAACCUAAGACGCUAAGAUACAAGGAGAUCAUGGAGGGCUUUGAGAACGAGGUCAUACCAUUGUUUCGCAAAACUGAGGCACCGCUAGACCAAGUCUCAGGUCUCAGAAACGCUCUGAACCUUUCGAUCAACGAGUCUUUUGAAGAGUUCGUCAUGGAACACGAGGGUGUCGCAAUAGCACCCGAAGCCUUGACCGCGCUGAUUGCUGAGUUGCACACACACUGUCCUGACAAUAGGCAUAUCGAGCCGCACCACCUGGAAGAGAGGGGCAUCUUGCUUCCCGACAUGUCUUCGGUUCCUGGAUCAGUCACCACGAUCGAGAUCAAGCCCAAAUGGCUACUCCAGUCACCGAACGCGCCACGAGGCGCAUAUCUAUGCCGCACAUGCGCGCUCCAUGCCUCACGAAAAGCUGAGAAGACUUACAAAGGAGCUUGGAUCUGCCCGCUCGCACUCGUAGCCGGCAGCACUGCCGCAAUUGAUCCAUAUGUCCGUCACAGCUCCCUUCUUGCACUGAAGGAGGAGGCCCGCAAAGGCCCACAGAAGCGAAUCAUGGGCCCAGAUCCAGCCCACAUAGAAGCCAUCACCAACCGCGCAGUCCCCUACCUCUCCACCGGCCCAGGCCACAAAAUCCUCCAACACAUCCGCCAUCUCCAAGCGCAGCUCGACCAAAAGGGCGUCCUUGUACACAGUUCCUCGCCCGAAGACGACUACCGCCUUCGCCUCGCCAUGACGCUGAGGGACUGCUCCCUGUUCAUCCGCAUUCCCUGGGCGGACCAGACCGCGCCGAUAGAAGCUAAACUCGGGGACCUGGAUUUCAAGUCUGCCGGUAAGAUGGGCGAUUGGACGGAGAAAGAAGAGGGGUUGUUGCAUGGGGGGUGGUAUGUGGAUUUGGAGAGUGAGAUGGAGGAGUGCUGGAUUGCGCAAGGGUGGAAAAGGCAUGUGCCGCAUUACUUUUGA